CGCUACUUCCUACAUCCACAGUCAAUUGUGAAUACUUUCUCUCUCUUCCAUUUAGAACAACACACGUCUCUUUCUCUCUCUAGAAAAAAAUUAUGGGAACCGCAAUUCUUCGUUCCCACGAUUGCCUUCAAGGUCGGUUUCUCCCAAACGAUGACUUGUCAAUCCCUUCCUCUAAAAUUAGGUCUCGAAAAAACUCUAACCCCAACCCUAAUUGCAAAUCCUAUGUCAAUCAGAAUCGUCGCCGUAAGCGGAGCCCGGUGGCCCCCGCUCAGGCCAAUUUCAACGAUCGGAGGAGAUCCGGUGAUCGUACGGAGACGCUGUCGAACGGUGUAGCCGCGGUGAAUCUUUUAAUGGGACAAGUUAAGAUUCUCAAAAGAGGCGAAAAGUUGAGUUCAGAGAAUAUCCACGAUGGAAAACUCGUUGUUCCCGUGGAGGAUUGUAAGGUGAUGACUAUGGAGCUUGACCAUCCCGAUUUGUUAUUGGGCUCAACGGAUCGGUUUGGGCCUGAUCCAAUAACCGUACAGAAACAAGUUAGGGUUUCCGAUUCGAAAGAUGGAAUUUACGCUGGAUCAGCGUUUGUUGCGUCUCCUCCUCCGAGUUCCGUUCCUGUACCCGGAUUUUUGGGGAAAAACGGUGUGGCCACAAGUGAUUUGAGACGGAUACUACGACUUGAUUUGGAAUGAUUAAUUGAUUUCGUUUGUUAGGUGUUUUGAUUACUUUCUUCCGAAGUAGACGAUGAAAAUUGGUGGUUGUUUGUUUGUUUGUUCGUAUGGUCCCUAACGUGCAUCCUUUAUUUUUUCAAGAGGAUUUUGCCGUAGGGUGCGAACGCAUGAAGAAGCGUUGAAAGUUGAAAGUCAAGUGAAGGUUUGUUGUUUCAGUGUUCAGUUCGUGAUAGAAGAAAUAAUCAAGUUAGGUUUUGUGGUUAGUUCAUACGUUGAUGACCGAAGGGAUGUAACUUUUGUAAUUUCCUCUAGUCUGAUAUACGUGAAUCUAUAGUGUUUGGAUUUAGAGUAUUUCUUUGUGUAGUGUGUGUGAUUUUUUUCCAUAUGGAAGAAUUAAGUACUAGUAUGUUUUUCGUCGUAUUUUUCAGGUCUUUCGAUGUAUUCUGUGUUCUUUUUCGUGCUAAUGUAGUAGUGAAAUUUAAUGGUAAUAGAAUGAAGUUCAGUAUUAGUUUCA
This is a messenger RNA of Cicer arietinum (chickpea), 1176 nucleotides long. RefSeq lists its product as uncharacterized. Lineage: Eukaryota; Viridiplantae; Streptophyta; Magnoliopsida; Fabales; Fabaceae. The record is from RefSeq and is a predicted model, not a curated record.